AGCAAUCCAGACCCGGUUUAACCCCCUGACCAGGUUCAGUAUCCAGCCUGGAUUCCAAAAUAUUGCAUAUGUAUCAAUCAGGAUUUACUGAUUCAGGCAACAUAAUUAUUCAGCUGAUGAAGUGAAAAUACUUAUGGGUGGACUAAGAGAAGAUCUUUCUACUUAUCGAUGAGGGAACAACAACAGCUUCUCUGGCGUUCAAUAGACAGAAAAAUCCUUUCUCUGCUUGAGGGUACCUGCACGAGAAAGUAUCUCUUCCAAAUCCACGCUUUUGUGCUCCGUAACGCCAUCGAAACAAAUGUUAACCUUUUCACUAAAUUCGUCGCAACCUGCGUUCAACUCGCUGGUAUCCUUUACGCACGGCGCGUGUUCGAUCAGAGGCUUCGUAGAGACGACACUUUCCUUUGCAAUUCUAUGAUCAAAGCACAUGUGCGUAUGCGCCAAUUCGCUGAAUCUUUCACUCUUUAUGAACAUCUUAGAAGGUACACGGGUUUUGUUCCCGAUAAUUUUACGUUUACAACAUUGGCCAAGUCUUGUUGUUUGAGAAUGGCGAUUUCGGAGGGUUUGCAAUUGCACAGUCAUGUUUUGAAAAUUGGAUAUUGCUUAGAUUUGUAUGUGUCCACUGCAUUGGUUGAUAUGUACUCGAAAUUUGGGAAAAUGGGUUGGGCCAAUAAAGUGUUUGAUGAAAUGACUGACAGAAGUUUAGUGUCAUGGACAACUCUCAUUUCUGGGUAUGCGAGGUCUGGCGAAAUGGUUCAUGCUAAGAAACUUUUUGAUGAGAUGUCUGCGACUGAGAGAGGAGACUCUGCUGUAUAUAAUGCAAUGAUUGAUGGUUAUGUAAAAUUAGGAGAUAUGGUUUCGGCUCGAAGUUUGUUUGAAGAGAUGCCAGAUAGGAAUGUGAUUUCUUGGACUAGUAUGAUUUAUGGGUUUUGCGCAAAUGGUGAUGUUUUAGCUGGUAGGUCAUUGUUUGAUUCCAUGCCAGAGAAGAACCUAUUUUCUUGGAAUGUAAUGAUUGGAGGGUAUUACCAAAAUAAACAACCCCGUGAAGCGUUGAAGUUGUUCCAUGAACUGCAAGCAAGCAGAUUAUUUGAACCUGACGAGGUAACCAUUGUAAGCAUUCUUCCAGCUAUUGCUGAUUUGGGUGCUUUGGAUUUGGGCAGCUGGGUUCACCAGUUUGUUCAGAGGAGGAAACUUGACAGAAAAACCAAUGUGUGUACUGCACUUGUUGAUAUGUAUGCAAAGUGUGGUGAAAUUGCCAAAGCAAGAAGAGUCUUUGGUGAAAUGCCCGAAAAGGAAAUAGCUUCUUGGAAUGCUCUCGUAAAUGGAUUUGCUGUCAAUGGAUGUGCCAAGGAAGCAUUGGAGGCUUUCUUGGAGAUGAUGCGGGAAGAAGUCAAGCCAAAUGAUAUUACCAUGAUUGGUGUUUUGUCUGCGUGUAACCAUGGUGGUUUGGUGGAGGAAGGGAAGCGAUGGUUUGAAGCAAUGGAGGAGUUUGGACUUACCCCGAAAAUUGAGCAUUAUGGUUGUAUGGUAGAUCUAUUAGGGAGGGCAGGACGCUUGGAGGAAGCUGAAAAGUUGAUCCAUAGUAUGCCUUACGAGGCUAAUGGAAUAAUUCUUAGUUCAUUUUUAUGUGCAUGUGGGAACUCAAAGGAUGUUACAAGGGCUGAGAGAGUGUUGAACAAAGUUGUUGCUUUGGAUCCAAGGAAUGAUGGGAACUAUGUCAUGCUGAGAAAUUUGUAUGCAACAGAGGAAAGAUGGAGAGAUGCAGAUGAAAUUAAGGGUCUGAUGAGGAGCAAUGGGAUUAAAAAAGAAGUAGGCUGUAGUGUUAUUGAGGUUGAUUGUAGGGUUUCCGAGUUUCAAUGUGGAGAUAGAAUGAAUCCACAAUGGGAAAUGAUAGAGCCGAUCUUGAGGCUGAUGUGGACGCACAUGAAGGGACAAGACAACUAUCGAUGUUUGCAAAGAUCAUGAACUUGUCGAUGACAAGAUCGGGCAAGGUACAUUGAAGAGAUGCAUUGUGGUAUGGUAGCCCAUCAAACUGAAGGCUGCAGAUAUUAGGUAAGAAUGCUUUAUAAAAAGGGAAGGGGGAACUGUAGAAGGCUCGUGAAUCUACGCUUACCUUGAGAAUAGGAGUGUAUUCUUAAGCUCGGGAACAGUAACAUCGGUAAAGGAAAAGAAGCAUCAUCGGUGAAACAAGCUCCAAUGCAACAAAAUCGGCAAGGUUUUGAUCUCUACGCAAACUCCGGUACAGUGGAAGGCUCUGAUCUCUAACUGAGCUUGUCGAGCUGAACAGGCUCAGAAGGAGAUUAUAUCUAGCUGUGACAUUCGUGGUCUGCACAAAUUUUGCAAUCAUAUCUCCGGCAAAUCCUUGGUGAUGUGCAGAGAUAUGGUACCUUGGCCUUGUUAACAGUAUAUAUUAUAAUAUUCAGCCGAUAUCUUAAUUUUAA
Messenger RNA from Mangifera indica (mango), 2441 nucleotides. RefSeq names its product pentatricopeptide repeat-containing protein At2g44880-like. Gene Ontology annotation, biological process: RNA modification. Lineage: Eukaryota; Viridiplantae; Streptophyta; Magnoliopsida; Sapindales; Anacardiaceae. Gene Ontology annotation, molecular function: RNA binding; protein binding. The transcript has a single exon. The record is from RefSeq and is a predicted model, not a curated record. Bases 169 to 1965 code for a protein of 598 amino acids.